CACUGAGGUAUAAAUUAUCAUGAACCGUUACGUCUCAAUUUCUGAUGUGAACAAAAAAAUWACAAAUAUUUGCACGUUAGCUUACGUUCUACCCGAUUGGUGCUUUUUCUUCGUGACCUGGCAACCAAGUGGAAGCUUACAUACGCUUAAACAAGACAGAAAGGGGAUAUUUCGCUAGCUAGCUAUCCAGCACAAUACGACAAAUAUGUCUUCGAGGACGCUACCCCUGCUUUUUAUUAAUCUCGGUGGAGAAAUGCUCUACAUCUUGGAUCAACGCCUAAGAGCUCAGAAUAUUCCAGCUGACAAAGCCAAGAAAGUUAUGAAUGACAUCAUCACCACCAUGUUCAAUAAAACGUUUUUGGAGGAGCUGUUCAAGCCACAGGAGCUGUACUCCAAGAAGACCCUCAGGACCGUGUUUGACCGACUGGCCCAUGCCUCCAUCAACCAGGCCAGCAUGGACAAGCUGUAUGACUUGAUGACCAUGGCCUUCAAGUACCAGGUGCUCCUCUGCCCGCGGGCCAAAGAUAUCCUCCUUGUGUCCUUCAACCAUAUGGAUGCCAUCAAGGAUUUUGUGAAGGACACCCCAAGCAUUCUCAGCCAGGUUGACGAGWCAUACAGACAGCUCACAGAGAUGUACACACCCUUGUCUAGUGGCGAAUUUCAGCUCAUCCGGCAAACGCUCCUCAUCUUCUUUCAAGACAUGCACAUAAGGGUGUCCAUCUUCCUCAAAGACAAAGUGCAGAAUUCCAACGGACGUUUUGUCCUCCCGAUCUCAGGUCCUGUGCCCCACGGAACACACAUCCCAGGACUUAUCAGAAUGUUCAGCUGCAAUGGCGAAGAGGUGAAGAGACUGCAGUUCCGUAACGGUGGGAACUACACCAGUGUUCUCCGCGAGGGCUCCUUUGAGAUGUUUGGAGAGAGGGUCAUCAAGCUGGGCACUAACAUGUACAGUGUAAGCCGUCCGGUAGAAACACACAUGUCAGGGACAUCCAAAAACUCUGCACAACAAAAGUCGAUCAACACAGCUCCAAACCCCCUGGCCAAAGAGGAGCUGAACAUGUUGGCCAGGUUAAUGGGGGGUAUGGAAGUCCAGAAACCAGGAAAYGCAGACAGUGGCUUCCGAGUCAACCUCUUUGCYACCGAUGAGGAAGAAGAGGAGGCCUUGAUAUCGAGACCAAACGAGUUUUCAUAUGACGUCAUAAAAAUCCAAGCGUCUAAGAACCAUCAAGCCAAUGCAGAGCUGGUCAAGAUCAUGGGGGACUUCACGGAGGAGGCUGGCGCGCUGUGCCCAUUGAGUGCCAGCAGUAAAGGGGAUGACCUUCUGGCCAUGAUGGACGGGCUGUGACAGUUACCGUGGUUACCAGAAUCCGAGGGCAGGGCUCAAGGCUGAGUUGGUUAGGAACGGUGUGUUCUACUGUAGGACAGUGUCUUGUCUGCUCUGCUGUGCUGUGCCCUCUGUCUCACUCUGCAAAUAUGGCAGCUGUCUAACAAAAGCACACACAACACAAACCUCAUCUUUGUUUGUCUGUCGAGCUUUUCGAUGCUGAUGUGACGUGAGCAGGUCAAUUAAUUUGUUCAGCAAGGACCAACUGUAAACUCUCUGCAAGACUGUGCAUUUUGCAAAAGAGAGAGUUGGGAAACUUCAUAAGCUUGAAUAUACACUCAGUGGCCAGUUUUUUAGGUACACCCAUCUUGUACCGGGUUGGACCCCUCAGUAGCCAUGAAGUGAUGCACYUGUUUAGCAACAAUGUUUAGAUACGCUCUGGCAUUCAAAUGUUGAUCAACUGGUAUCAAAGGACCUAACUUGUGCCAGGAAAAUAUUCCCCACACCAUUACACCACCACCGCCCUGUACCGUUGACACCAGGCAGGAUGGGGCCAUGGACUCAUGCUGCUUAUGCCAAAUCCUGACUCUGCCAUCAAUAUGACGCAUCAGGAAACACGAUUCGUCGGACCAGCCAAUGUUUUUCCACUCCUCAGUAGUCCAGUGUUGGUGAUCGCGUGCCCACUGGAGCCGCCGCUUCUUUUUGUUUUCAGCUUAUAGGAGUGGAACCCGGUGUUGUCUGCUGCAAUAGCCCAUCCGUGACAAGGAUCGACAAGUUGUGCGUUGUGCACAGAGAUGCCGUUCGGCGUUCAGAGAUGCCCUUCGCCACGUCACUGUUGUACUGCU
Salvelinus sp. IW2-2015 is the source of this 2169-nucleotide messenger RNA. RefSeq names its product protein OSCP1-like. NCBI's taxonomy places the organism in Eukaryota, Metazoa, Chordata, Actinopteri, Salmoniformes, Salmonidae. The transcript is spliced from 10 exons. Bases 206 to 1345 code for a protein of 379 amino acids. Gene Ontology annotation, biological process: transport. The record is from RefSeq and is a predicted model, not a curated record. Gene Ontology annotation, cellular component: plasma membrane; cytoplasm.